Messenger RNA from Habropoda laboriosa, 381 nucleotides. RefSeq names its product integumentary mucin C.1-like. NCBI's taxonomy places the organism in Eukaryota, Metazoa, Arthropoda, Insecta, Hymenoptera, Apidae. Bases 1 to 381 code for a protein of 126 amino acids. The transcript has 2 exons. The record is from RefSeq and is a predicted model, not a curated record.
AUGUCGCGCUACAUCACAUGGAUUGCUGCUUUGCUCAUAUUGAUCGGAUCUGUUUGGUCACAGGAACAGAUUUUAGACGAUACAUUGAGGGAAUCGAAAUUUGGUUUUGGUAUUUUGGAACCAUUGAGAAAAUCAUUUUGCAAUACUUUUUGCACGUCGGUAGGCGCAGCGUAUGUGGUGAAUCUUGCCUGUGCAGUAAAGUGUCCAGAAUUGUAUCUACCUCAUGAAACUACGACAAAAUCAACCACAAUGCUAUCGAGUUCGUUAUCAACGUCAUCGAGUUCGUCGAAACCAACGGAACAAACGAAUACACCGACUACCGCAGGAUCGACGACACAAUCAACUACGACGACGACGACGUCGACAACGACACGUCCUUAG